Hypomesus transpacificus is the source of this 1243-nucleotide messenger RNA. Its product is annotated as caspase recruitment domain-containing protein 19-like. Gene Ontology annotation, cellular component: mitochondrion. Bases 143 to 703 code for a protein of 186 amino acids. NCBI's taxonomy places the organism in Eukaryota, Metazoa, Chordata, Actinopteri, Osmeriformes, Osmeridae. The transcript has 6 exons. The record is from RefSeq and is a predicted model, not a curated record.
CGGCGUAAUCACUGGGCGGCGAUGGUGGCACUGAGUGCUGGAGCUCUGGCUGGAGCUGUCACCGAGUCACUGGGGAGAGCCGGAAGUUACCGAAGAUCUGUCUGCCGAGAAAGUAUACAAGUCACUGACUUCGUUUCUCUACAUGGAACUGGGAGACGGUUACCAUGAGCAGCUCCAGAGAGACAGCCAGUUCCUGUGUUCAGACCAGCGAAUGGACACAGAACUGGUGGACAAACUGGUCCUGCAGCUCAACAGAAUCUACCCCCAGAUAUUGAGUGACAAAGAGGCCCAGAGAUUCCGGAACUUGAGGGUCCCCACCACAGUGCGGUUGGCUGAGCUGCUAGUGCACCUGCAGGGAAAGGGCGAGGAGGCUUGUCAUGAGUUCUACAGAGGGCUUCACAUCCACGCUGAGAACAUCUACUUCAGCCUACCCACCAGAGUCAGGAGCAGAGAGACGGCAGACCCAAUCUGGACUAACACAGAGGCCGGGCGCAGAGAGAGAUAUGUACUUAAUGACAGGGGACCAUUGUUCUUCUUAAGUUGUUUCAGUCUGGCAGUGGGACUGGCCAUGCUCUAUUAUUGUGGGGAAGUGAAGGCAGUGAAGGGUCCAGGUUUAUUGCUGCAGUACACAGCUCUUGGACUGAGCAGGGGAGCAAGUGAUGUUCUCAUAUCAUACGCCGAUGAUGGAGCCGGAACAAUAUAAGCCAAUUUAAGAAACAAGCUUAAAAGAAAACUAUGGAGAAGAUGUCCCUUUGCAAAACAUAUUACUUUGCUAUGCCAAACUCUUACUAGUAGAGGGAAUUCUAAGGUGCUACUUUAUGAAGGUUGUACAUACUUGUAAAUAUAAUUUUACUUAUUUGGUCAACGGUAAAGAUUCAAAUUGAACCUUGAUUUAUUGGACAUAAUUGUUUUAACAAACAGUGUCUCUAUGCUCUUAAUAAAGUUUAACGUGGGCCUAAUUUGAACACCACUGAUAAAAGAGCAUUAGGAGACCACAUUUCAGGUCAGUAUCACUAUUUAAUCAAAUUCAUUGAAUCUUAGGUAACUUGAAAAGGCUAAACAUUUACUUGUAUGCCUGGUAAAUGAACUUUUCAUCAAAACAAGCUGCUGUGUAACUUUGGAUGCCUCAAAUGAAUGUUUCAACACCCUCAAGUAUGAACGACAGCACUACUGCCUGUUUCUGUACGUUGAACACAGUUAUAGAAUGUUGUACACAGAGUAAUUGUCCUCACCUUCUCGCUUA